AUGGAGAUAUUAAGUUUUCGAAAAUUCAUAUAUUUAGUUCACUUUGCACUAGGAUGCGAUUACAACACAGUUCUCACUAGAUCUCCAUGGACACUAAAUGAAGAUCUUUUCUUCAUGGAAACAUGCGAUCCUGACAAACUUCUAGAAGAGUAUGAGUUUAAGUUUGCAGAUUUUACGAUUCACAUUCAUGGACUACCAAUGAGUGCUCAAACAAUCAAAAUGGUCGAUUUCAUUGCAGGCAAGAUAGGAACUACAUAUCCAAUAACCUCAUCAGAACAUGCACUGUGGGGGAGUGUUGCCAGAGUAAGAGUCAGAAUGGAUGUCACAGAGCCUGUAAGACAAGAACUAAAUUUCACUCUACUAUCCAAGAAAAAGUGCAAGGCCAUGUUAAGGCAUGAAAGACUAUCUAGAGUCAUGAGAAAUUUUGGCUUAUCAGAAAAGGGUAUUAAAUGGAUACAUACAUUGCUGCAAUGUGCUAGAAUAUCAGUUCUCCCCAAUGGUGGUCCUGUUGGAUAUUUCAAAGUGGGAAGAGGACUGAGACAAGGAGAUCCCCUGUCUCCACUUCUUUUUGUUAUUGCUGAUGACAUCUUGAGUAGAACAUUAUCAAGAAUGAUUCAAGAAAGAACAAUCCAGACAAUGGUGUUAAGAAAUGGAGUUCGACCUUCUCACAUUCUAUUUGAAGAUGAUAUCUUCUUAUUUUGCAAUGGAGAUAAGAGAAACAUUAGAAAGCUACUUAAUUUUCUCAGGGAUUAUAAAAUGUCAUCUGGUCAAAGAGUUAAUUUUGAAAAAAUUAAAUGUUUCAUUGGAGGACUAGUGAGCUAA
Messenger RNA from Papaver somniferum (opium poppy), 822 nucleotides. RefSeq lists its product as uncharacterized. The transcript has 2 exons. The record is from RefSeq and is a predicted model, not a curated record. NCBI's taxonomy places the organism in Eukaryota, Viridiplantae, Streptophyta, Magnoliopsida, Ranunculales, Papaveraceae. The coding region runs from base 1 to 822 and encodes 273 amino acids.